Molecule: messenger RNA, 744 nt
Organism: Parnassius apollo (apollo)
Lineage: Eukaryota; Metazoa; Arthropoda; Insecta; Lepidoptera; Papilionidae
Source: the annotation of a GenBank genome assembly
AUGUUAGCUUGUGUGUGUCAACCUAUGGAGACAGCUUUAUUAUUUAACGGAGGACCACCUGUCACUAUGGGGCCACUUGGAACCAGUGGUAAAAUGCGUCACAACACGUCCAAUGUUAUAAAGGCAAUUCAAAUGCUGCCUAAAUCAGAACAUCGCUUUAGUAUAGACGAAAAGGAUAAUCCUGUUUCCUUAACUUCGCUAUCAUCAUUAAUGGACUCGUCAGGAAGCCUUCUUAAUCUGAGAAAAAUUGAGCGCAAAGCAAAGUCAACAAAAAUAUUAGUGAAUCCCGUAUGUUUGGAUAGUGUAAGCAGCGGUGAUGAUAAUAAUCAAUCGAAAACAGCUAUGUCUAAAUGGAAUGGUAAAAAGAAACGGUUGAAGUCAACAAAAGAUAGUAAAAAAGAUGAAACCGAAUCAAAUGAUUCAGAGAAUCAUUAUGAGGCUAAGAAAGAUAAAGAAACGGUAUCUUGCUUCAAAAUCAAAAGUUCAAACGAUAAAACACACGACAUUACAAAAGGAAAUGAAUGCUGCACGGAUAAAAAAACAUCUGACAACACCAAGCCUAAUAAAUCGGACGUAACAAACCAUACAAUCAAAAAUAAUAGCGUUAUAUUGAUCAACAAAGGCACAUUAGGUGAUACUAAGACAGUUAAAAAUGAACAAUUAAUUAUAGAGAAGACUGAUCGCGCAGCAGUGGACCAUAGUAAUGAGGUAAGUCCUUUGGAACACAUUUUCAUUAGACGUUAA